Drosophila navojoa is the source of this 909-nucleotide messenger RNA. RefSeq lists its product as uncharacterized. NCBI's taxonomy places the organism in Eukaryota, Metazoa, Arthropoda, Insecta, Diptera, Drosophilidae. Gene Ontology annotation, molecular function: chitin binding. Gene Ontology annotation, cellular component: extracellular region. The record is from RefSeq and is a predicted model, not a curated record.
AUGAAAGCGGCCUUUAGUGUCUUAAUAUUAUUGCAAUUGGUGCUGCUGCUAAGAACACUGAACGCAGCAAGCUGUUUAAAAGCAGUUACGACAACAAUUGCACCGCCUUGCAUAACCUCAAACCCCACUCAAUCGACACCACCUGACACUGAGUCAACUGAGAAGACAACAAGUGUUUCACCCACACGUUCGACACAGACCCCUUCUAAGACCACACCAAAUAUUGAUCCCGGUACCACAUCAGAGUCGCCACCAAGUCCUACCAGGGAUCCCAAUGCUUCAACACAAGAAACGCCCACAGGGCUGCCACAGACAACGACGGCAGCAACCUCCACUGCAGAUCCUAAUAGUUCUACUGAGCCUCCGCCAAAUCCAACGGGCGUAACGCCCACUGCAGAUCCAAAUGCAUCAACACAAGAAACGUCUUCGGAGCCUCCACCAAAUCCAACGGACGUAACGCCCACUGCAGAUCCCAAUGUUUCAACCCAAGAAACGCCAACUAAGCCUCCACUAAAUCCAACGGGCGUAACGCCCACUGCAGAUCCCAAUAGUUCCAGUGAAGGAACAUCAGCAACAACUCCAUCGGGUACUAUCACAUCGGAAAAUCUACCUACUUCAACACAAGGAACAUCCGAACAGACAACUGACAGCAAAACAAGCGAGGAGCCAAUAACGACAGCCGCAUCGAAUGAACCCACAGGCACAACCAUUUCUGUACCAACAACAACCAUAGGUGGCAUAGAUGUCGAUGCAAUGUGCAGAAACCAUCCGGGAGUCGAGCUGCUGCCUUAUCCCUAUAACUGUCACAAGUUUGUCCAUUGCGAUGGUGAUCGUGGCUAUAUAAAAGACUGUCCAUCGGAUCUCUAUUGGGACUCUAGGACAAAGACUUGUGAAGCUGCUUGCGCUUGA